Aspergillus ochraceoroseus IBT 24754 is the source of this 1576-nucleotide messenger RNA. Its product is annotated as putative endoglucanase. The transcript has 2 exons. Bases 1 to 1482 code for a protein of 493 amino acids. Gene Ontology annotation, biological process: carbohydrate metabolic process. Lineage: Eukaryota; Fungi; Ascomycota; Eurotiomycetes; Eurotiales; Aspergillaceae. Gene Ontology annotation, cellular component: extracellular region. The record is from RefSeq and is a predicted model, not a curated record. Gene Ontology annotation, molecular function: cellulose binding; hydrolase activity, hydrolyzing O-glycosyl compounds.
AUGGCUAUACUCAGCGUGGGCUUAACGCUCCUCCCUCUUAUCCAUGCGCAACAACCCGCACAGAGUUCUCCAGAAAACCCAUCGCUCACGACCUGGAAAUGCACCACUGCCGGCGGAUGCGUGCAGCAGGAUACCUCUGUAGUUCUAGACUGGGGAUAUCACUGGAUCCACACAGUUGGCGGAUACGAGUCUUGUAUCACCUCGUCGGGGGUCGACUCAACCCUAUGCCCCAAUGAAGCUACGUGCGCCAAAAACUGCGAAAUCGCAACAGCCAACUAUACAACCGCCGGUGUUGCUACAUCUGGAGAUUCGCUCACCAUGCAUCAAUACCUCCAGAGUGACGGUGUGACUACCGAUACUGGCGCACGGCUCUACCUUCUCGACGCCGACGGUGACUAUGUCAUGUUAAAGCUCCUCGGGCAGGAACUAAGCUUCGAUGUUGACCUGUCCACCCUUCCUUGUGGAGAGAACGGCGCUCUCUAUUUAUCGGAAAUGAGCGCUACAGGGGGUAGGAAUGAGUAUAACACAGGCGGUGCUGAAUACGGUUCGGGGUAUUGUGAUGCUCAAUGCCCUGUUUCGACAUGGAGAAACGGUACUCUCAACACUAAUGAGGAAGGAUACUGCUGCAACGAGAUGGAUAUCUUCGAGGGCAACUCUCGCGCCAAUGCCAUGACUCCGCAUGCCUGCAGCAGUACUGACUGCGAUAAGGGUGGCUGUGGAUUUAACCCAUACGCCAUGGGCCAGGAAAACUACUGGGGACCGGGAGAAACAGUCGACACCUCCAAGCCAUUCACCAUCACCACCCAGUUUAUCACCAACGACGGCACCACGACCGGAACUUUAACCGAGAUCCGCAGACAGUAUAUCCAGAACGGCAAGUUGAUCGCGAAUGCGAAGUCCUCCGCAGGGGUCAGCGCCAUUACGGAAUCGUGGUGCGAAUCAGUUGACAGCUCUGCCGCAACAUUUGGUGGUCUGACCACCAUCGGCGAGGCUUUGGGCCGUGGAAUGGUCAUGGUCUUCAGUCUCUGGAAUGACGGAAGCAGUUAUAUGAACUGGCUGGACAGCGGAACCUCCGGCCCGUGCAGCAGCACCGAAGGAAACCCAUCACUCAUCAAGUCAGAAAACCCGAACGCUCACGUCGUCUUUUCAAACAUCCGCUGGGGAGAUAUUGGAUCGACUUAUACAGACCCUACUGGCUCUAGCUCUAGCUCAACGACUACCAGCGUUGCUAGCAAGACCACCACAACGAAGAGUAAAACAGCAACUACGACUACGACGACUACUACUACCACCACCACCACCACCACUACCACCGCCACUACUACUACUACUACUGUUACUACUGUUCCUACUACUAGUAGCGGGGGUGCUACUCAAGGCCAUUGGGCGCAAUGUGGAGGAGAGGGAUGGACCGGGCCUACGACAUGUGCGUCUCCCUAUACGUGCGAGGAACAGAAUCCUUGGUACUCCCAAUGCUUGUAGAUAGAAUAGCGGAACCGUCAUAAUUUGGCUCCCAUCGGGACAACUUCUUACUGGGAUUUAACACUGGACAGUAACAAGUACCUUGAGGGCCCUG